UUGGCUCCUCUUGUGGAUUCUCACUGCAGUUGGGAUUCAACAGGCGUCCUCCCAGAAUUCCACUGCCAUGCCUCCAGCGGUCACGUCGCCGGCCGCCGAGCCCUUCACCCCGAUGCGGUACUGCCGGUGGCCUUGCGAGUGUCCCGCCGAGCCGCCCGCCUGCCCGCUGGGCGUGAGCCUCCUGACGGACGGCUGCGGCUGCUGCAAGGCGUGCGCCCGGCAGGUGGGCGAGGUGUGCAACGAGGCGGACACCUGCGACCACCACAAGGGGCUGUACUGCGACUACAGCUCGGACAAGCCGAGGUACGAAAAAGGCUUGUGUGCAUGUAAGUGUCGCUCGCACGAGCUCAUCCGUGACCUCUGCCAAGUGCAUGUGGAGAUUCUCAGUCAUCUGGGUA
Messenger RNA from Hippocampus comes (tiger tail seahorse), 398 nucleotides. RefSeq names its product WNT1-inducible-signaling pathway protein 3-like. Lineage: Eukaryota; Metazoa; Chordata; Actinopteri; Syngnathiformes; Syngnathidae. The transcript has 2 exons. Gene Ontology annotation, molecular function: integrin binding; heparin binding. Gene Ontology annotation, cellular component: extracellular region; extracellular matrix. The record is from RefSeq and is a predicted model, not a curated record. Gene Ontology annotation, biological process: positive regulation of cell differentiation; cell adhesion; signal transduction. The annotation marks the transcript as partial.